Hibiscus syriacus is the source of this 2100-nucleotide messenger RNA. Its product is annotated as pentatricopeptide repeat-containing protein At2g30780-like. Lineage: Eukaryota; Viridiplantae; Streptophyta; Magnoliopsida; Malvales; Malvaceae. The coding region runs from base 84 to 1661 and encodes 525 amino acids. The record is from RefSeq and is a predicted model, not a curated record. The transcript has 2 exons. Gene Ontology annotation, molecular function: mRNA binding; protein binding.
CAGGAUCUUCUUUCUUCGCUAAAACCCUCCUUAAACCCUAAGAACUUUUGAAAACAAAAACCCAUGUCUCCAUUAAAAUCCCAAUGAAGCGCGUUUUGAGAAUCUACGACGUCGCCGCAGCCAAAUCGGAGGUGCUGUUUAAUCUCCAUAGGCACCAUUCAAAACCCAUAUCUUUAAUCUCAACUUCAUAUAAUCUUCAAAGACCGUCUCUUUACAGAUUUUAUGGGGACACUGUUGCACCCACCACUAAAAUCUCCAAUAACAUUAUCAACUUGUUUAUUGAAAAGAUUUCUCUGGUGGAGUCGCAGGUCUGUCCCAAACCGGAGAUGAUGCAGAAAGUGAUUCAGCUCAGGGAUGAAUUGGUAGUAAAGGUUGGCUCUUUAAAGGAAGUGGUCGAGAUUUUGGAGGAGAGAGGGGAUUGGUUACUUGGGAGUUAUAGAAAUCAGGGAGAUGUGCCUGUGCGUACCAAAGAAAUCCCUAACCUUGUUUUUUCAGAGUUAAUGACAAAUCUGGGUUCUUGGCCUAAUUUGGUCAUGGAGGUGUUUAAUUGGAGGAGAAGAAAGAUAGAGGAAGGCUAUCCCAUGACGUCGGAAGAAUAUACUAGUGGUAUCACCAUUGCUGGUAGGAUUAAGAAUGUAGAUCUUGCUGCCGAACUCUUUUCCGAAGCUGAAAGUAAGCAGCUCAAGACGACUUCUAUGUACAAUGCGUUAAUGAGUGCCUAUAUGUUCAAUGGCAUCAUUGACAAAUGUCAAUUAGUGUUUCGGCUUCUGAAAAGGGAUCCAAGUUGUUCUCCUUCGAUUGUAACAUAUAACAUUCUUAUAUCAGUCUUUGGUCGUUUGAUGCUGAUAGAACACAUGGAGGCAACUUUCCAGGAGAUUCAACGUUUAAAUCUCACCCCCAAUAUAAAUACCUACAACAAUUUAAUUGCUGCGUAUGUGACUGCUUGGAUGUGGGAUAGGAUGGAAAGUACUUUUCGUUUGUUGAAAACUGGACUGGUUAAGCCUAAUAUCAACACUCACUUGCUGAUGCUUCGGGGAUAUGCACACUCUGGGAAAUUGGAUCGAAUGGAAGAGACGUUCCAAAUGUUAAAGCUUCACGUGGAUGUCAGUACCCCAUUGAUUAGAGCCAUGAUAUAUGCAUAUUGCAGGAGUUCUGUCAAGGACAGGAAUAAAAGGGUCGAGGAAUUGUUAAGGCUAAUUCCAGAAGAUGAAUACAAACCUUGGUUAAAUGUGUUGUUGAUUAGACUUCAUGCGCAGGAGAAUAAUUUAGAUAGUAUGGAGAAGUUGAUUUAUGAGGCCUUUGAGCACAAAACCACUGUAUUGACUGCUCCUUUGAUGCGUUGCAUUAUCACUGCUUAUUUUUGUUGCAAUGCUGUGGACAAACUGUCAAGUUUUAUAAAGCGUGCAGAAUGUGGUGGAUGGAGAAUCUGCAGGUCUUUGUAUCACUGUAAAAUGUGCAUGUAUGGGUUACAGAAGCGCUUGGAAGAAAUGGAGAAUGUUCUUAAUGAGAUGGAUAAUGUCCGCAUCAAUUAUACUAAAAAGACGUUUCUGAUAAUGUACAAGGCAUACUUAAUGUGUGGUAAAAGGCAUAAAGUUGAGACAGUAGUGGGAUUAAUGUGCAAACGUGGCUAUCGAUUUCCAAUAGAUCAAUUUCUGUCAUGAUAAACCUUUUGUGCAGCAAUACACCAGCAGAAGAUGCAGGAUACGAUUAGCUGAUUAGCAUUUCUGGUUCAUCACGAUCACAGCAGUGAAUAGAGAUUUCAAAUCACCCAUAGGUACGUAUCUUGUCUUGGUUUGAUAUGCUAUCCCAAGUGAUAGGUUUUUUUUUUAAUGUCGCUAGGAAAUGAUACAUCAUGCAUUCGGCCCCAUCCUCUAAUGAUUUGCUUGAGCUUUUUCCUCCGAUUUUUAUUGUAUGAAUCAACAGCCACAAUACUCAUAACAAACAUUGUGAAAGUAUUCAUCUUAAUAACAAUUAUCAAUUGAUCCUAUCCUUAUAUCUUAUCUUUAUGCCUUUUUUGUCUUGGUUAAGGCGAGCACCAAUAGUAGCUCCAAGUAUAUUGGUUUAUCGGUUUGAGCUGGUUGGAUAUUAAAGUGUUGCACU